Molecule: messenger RNA, 930 nt
Organism: Oncorhynchus nerka (sockeye salmon)
Lineage: Eukaryota; Metazoa; Chordata; Actinopteri; Salmoniformes; Salmonidae
Exons: 4
Coding region: 169-930 (253 amino acids)
Source: RefSeq, a predicted model, not a curated record
AACAGGAACACACAUUGAUCAAGAAAUGCCUCUGACAGGACAUGUUUGGUCUGUUGCUCAACCUGUAGUGUCAACUCAACGGAACAGCCCUUUCAGUGAUGGAUGUUAAACCCUAGAUAGACCUCAGAGCACUAUCAACACCCUCUCCUCCUCUUCCUGCUCAUCACCAUGGACUCCCCUUCUAAGAAGUCCGGUGUGUUGUCCCACCUGCGGCAUCGCGCCCAGCCCCUCCUCUCUACCCUCCGACGGGGCAAGAAGAACCCCAGUAAGACUGAGGUGUGUCCAGAACAUGUCUUAAACCACAGGAUGAGUUCCUCUGUCCCAGACAUCACCCCCACCUCCUCCCUGGCCCAGCAGGACUACCAGACCUACAGCAGCCCCAACACUCCCACCAUUAAGACUGUUGGAGACAGAAGGCAGGGAGGAGGUGCUAGCUCUCACACCGUUGACACGGCUGGGAGCGACGCUGCUCUAAACCGACUGAGCGUCCCGGUGGACCAGGCUGACUGGACGUCCCAGGAGUCGGUGUGUAGUGAACCCAGUGCUGCUCCUUAUGAGGAGGAGGACCUGUCAGAGGAGAGCCAUGCGCUGAGAGCUGCUUCUGCUGGAGGGGGGUCAAGGACAGAGGACUUGGAGCUGCAGGAUCACACAGGACACUGUAGUGAACACACUACCACUCCCAUUGGCCUGCACAGCAGAGAGAUCCCCUCAGUGGAGAUAUCAGAGGACAUGACUCAGCAGAACGGUGACAGCCAUGACCUUGAGGCCCAAACAUCACGAGACACGGAGAACAACAGUUUUGAGAUGGGGAGUCCCACUGAGAUGCUGAGUGUAUCCGACAGCGCUAGAGAGUCCCAGAGGUCCUACCUCCUAUUAACCUCUAUCAACCUGAAGCAAGGACGAACCUGGUCAUCAGAGACCGCUUCAUAA